GGCGAAACGGAACGAGAUUAUUCUUCAAGCGACCACGGAAGUACGUGGUGCGUGCGGAGCAGAAAAUUGUUUAGUGUUAAGUAAUUUAUUAAGUUCUAAAACAAGAAAAUGAGGGAAAUCGUUCAUAUUCAAGCUGGACAGUGUGGCAACCAGAUUGGUGCUAAGUUCUGGGAGAUCAUCUCGGACGAGCACGGCAUCGACCCCACCGGCGCCUACCAUGGCGACUCUGACCUGCAGCUGGAGCGCAUCAAUGUCUACUACAAUGAGGCCUCCGGCGGCAAGUACGUCCCCAGGGCCAUCCUUGUGGACCUCGAGCCCGGUACCAUGGACUCUGUCCGCUCCGGACCCUUCGGACAAAUCUUCCGUCCGGACAACUUCGUCUUCGGACAGUCCGGUGCCGGUAACAACUGGGCCAAGGGACACUACACAGAGGGCGCCGAGCUCGUGGAUUCGGUGCUAGACGUUGUGCGGAAAGAAGCGGAGUCCUGUGACUGCCUCCAGGGAUUCCAACUCACACACUCGCUCGGCGGCGGCACCGGCUCCGGUAUGGGCACACUCCUCAUUUCUAAGAUCAGAGAAGAAUACCCCGACAGAAUUAUGAACACAUACUCAGUUGUACCCUCCCCCAAAGUGUCAGAUACAGUAGUAGAACCUUAUAAUGCCACACUCUCAGUCCACCAGUUAGUAGAAAACACAGAUGAAACCUAUUGUAUCGACAAUGAGGCUCUGUAUGACAUCUGCUUCCGCACGCUCAAACUCUCCACACCCACGUAUGGCGACCUCAACCAUCUGGUGUCGCUCACCAUGUCCGGCGUGACCACCUGCCUCAGGUUCCCCGGUCAGCUGAAUGCGGAUCUCCGCAAGCUGGCCGUCAACAUGGUACCCUUCCCACGUCUCCACUUCUUCAUGCCCGGCUUCGCGCCCCUCACCUCCCGCGGCAGCCAGCAGUACCGCGCCCUCACCGUGCCAGAACUCACCCAGCAGAUGUUCGACGCCAAGAACAUGAUGGCGGCGUGCGACCCGCGCCACGGCCGCUACCUCACAGUGGCCGCCAUCUUCAGAGGCCGCAUGUCCAUGAAGGAGGUCGACGAGCAGAUGCUCAACAUCCAGAACAAGAACUCGUCGUACUUCGUCGAAUGGAUCCCCAACAACGUGAAGACGGCCGUGUGCGACAUCCCACCCCGCGGUCUCAAGAUGGCCGCUACCUUCAUCGGCAACUCGACGGCCAUCCAGGAGCUGUUCAAGCGCAUCUCGGAGCAGUUCACGGCUAUGUUCAGGCGCAAGGCUUUCUUGCAUUGGUACACCGGCGAGGGUAUGGACGAGAUGGAGUUCACAGAGGCGGAGAGCAACAUGAACGACCUGGUGUCCGAAUACCAACAGUACCAGGAGGCCACCGCCGACGAGGACGCCGAGUUCGACGAGGAGCAAGAGCAGGAGAUCGAGGACAAUUAAAUAUAGUCACAACCUCGAAUGUAUACCUCUUUCUGCUUACCCCGUCACUUAUAUAACCACCUCCGCCCGCAUACCGCGGGAUAUCAGCAUUUCUUGUCGUAGAUUUUCUUUUAAACAAUAGUAUAAUUUUUCCAGUCAGUCGUAACUGACACUAUUACAUUCCCCAGUGGUUUGCUUGCCCGAAGGGAAGCUCUAGGAUGUUUAUCACUAUAAACAGGUCCUCGCAUGAUGUGGACCCUUCGAUAUAAAAUACGCGGUGCUGUGAACACUGGAUGACAGGAUAUUGGAAAAGAUCUUUGUUUUUUAUAAGGCUGAACUUGAUUUUAAUACCUAAGUUUAAUUUUUAUAUUACCAGUGUGAUAGUAAUUGUCUUUUAAACAAAAGACGACGACGUACAAUUUUCGAUGUCUAUCAGAAAUUUUUCAAUAUUAUAUUCCAGCUGGUGAAUAAUAAAAUGACAUGAUUUUA
Molecule: messenger RNA, 1920 nt
Organism: Achroia grisella
Lineage: Eukaryota; Metazoa; Arthropoda; Insecta; Lepidoptera; Pyralidae
Product: tubulin beta-1 chain
Exons: 2
Coding region: 109-1452 (447 amino acids)
Biological process (GO): mitotic cell cycle; microtubule cytoskeleton organization
Cellular component (GO): cytoplasm; microtubule
Molecular function (GO): GTP binding; structural constituent of cytoskeleton; GTPase activity
Source: RefSeq, a predicted model, not a curated record